Messenger RNA from Cicer arietinum (chickpea), 2406 nucleotides. RefSeq names its product protein arginine N-methyltransferase 1.5-like. Gene Ontology annotation, cellular component: cytosol; nucleus. The record is from RefSeq and is a predicted model, not a curated record. Lineage: Eukaryota; Viridiplantae; Streptophyta; Magnoliopsida; Fabales; Fabaceae. Gene Ontology annotation, biological process: peptidyl-arginine N-methylation; regulation of DNA-templated transcription.
AAUUAAAAUGAGUAUUAUCUUCCAAAAAUAUGCAAGUAGUUUGUUGUACCAGUAACAGAACGACGGUUAUUACUUUACAACAAGCACACAAGCUCUGAGAUACCGAAACAAAUCAUCAUCAUGUAUAGUAAUUCUCUCAUUCCCGCUUCAUUCACUCACGAGUUCGUUGUGUAUAAAUAGUUUCUCUCAUUCGCAAUUUCACACUUUCAACACUCUCUUUCCUUUUCUCCGAUUCUUUCCCUCUGCUCUCUCCAUCUUCCGUUUUCCGUUCAGUUUGUGAAAAUGCCUCUCGGAUUUAGAGGCGAAGGAAUUACUUACACAGCGCGUUUUUGUGGUGUAGAGACUCCGUUCUACUUCAACAUUAAAGAAACUAUUAAGACCUAUAUCGUUCAUGGAGAUUUCGAUUUCGUUGUUUCUCCUCUGAUGUUUUCUGGUCAUUCGCCAAGCAAGGAUAGAGAUCCUGAAGUUCAUAAUCUGGAUCGACGGCUCUAUCCAUAUGCUGAAACAGACAUAAACGUUGCCUGGGCUCAAUGGGCCAAGGCUGGCAUUGUAGUCGCAAAAAUUUGUCCAUGGUUAGACUUGGAUUCAGAAGAUGAAAAUGUUAGGACGGAUUCUGAAGCUAUUCUGAAACAACAAAUAGAAUGGGCCUCUUAUCUCUCUCUUAAGGCUUGCCUUCUUCCAACUCCUAAGGGAAACUCUUGUGCUAACUAUGCCAGGUGUGUGAAUCAGAUCUUAAAGGGCCCAAAAAAUAACAUGCAGUUAUUGCUUAGGAUUCCCAUUGGGAUGUCUGAUAACGACUAUAGUCCAAGAUCCAAUGCUUCGGUUGAUUCAUGGCAAACAUGGAAUUCCUUCCGUGUGCUCUGUGAUCAUCAUAAUCUAUUGACAAUCGCCCUUGAUAUUAAGAGAGUCCUGCCUCCAGAGAACUCACUAAAACGCUGGUACGGGGAGCCUGUCGAUGCUGCAAUAUUAGAUACAGAUAUCUUUUUAACUAAGGCACGUGGUAAUACUACGUACCUUCCAAAGCGUCAUCAGAAAUUAAUUGCCGAUUUGCUUGACCAUAAUAAACCGAUCAUUAUAUCUGGAAUAAAAGUUCCUAUUGAUGCUCAAUCCGCUGCAGGUUCAAAACGACAUCCUUUACGGCCAUAUCUAGACCAAGUUAGUAAUGUAUACAAACAAAGGAACCCUCUUUCUGAGCGAGAAUGUCGGGAGUUGGAUAUUAGAGACUUUUUACAACUACCCUUACGACCUUUCAGAAAUUUUUCAUCUGCUUUGAGCUAUGAGGGUCAGGCGACAGAUUCAUUGAAAUACACGGAAUACGAGAGAGCAAUUUGUAAAGCAUUGCUAGAUAGGGUUCCCAAUGAAAAGGCUUCCUUCAUCGUCACGGUAUUGGUGGUGGUUGGUGCAGGGCGUGGGUCUCUUGUGUUUGCAUCGUUAAAGGCAGCCGAAAUAACUGGGCGGAAGCUAAAAGUUUAUGCUGUGGAGAAGAAUCCCCAAACAGUCAUUGCACUUGAUGAAGUAAUUAAGGCAAACAACUGGGUUGAUAUUGUUUUCAUAGUCACGAGUGACGUGCGUUACUGGAAUGCCCCUGAAAGAGCUGACAUAUUGGUUAGUGAUUUGUUAGGUUCUUUUGGGGACAAUGAGCUGUCUCCUGAAAGUCUUGAUGGCGCCCAGAGGUUUCUAGAGAAAGAUGGAAUUUCAAUACCAUCUUCGUACACAAGUUUCCUCCAACCAUUGACAGCUUCAAAGUCAUAUCAAAUAGCUAAGGCACGUAAAUAUAUUUUACACUCAGAAUCUGCUUGUGUUGUGAAACUAUACAAUGUGGCCCGGCUUGCGCCAUCUCAACAGGUUUUUACCUUUACUCAUCCAAAAUGGUUUGAUAAAGAAAGCAACGAACGGUAUAAGAAGUUGCAGUUUGAGAUACCUAAAGACACUGGGUCAGCAAUGGUUCACGGAUUUGCUGGCUAUUUUAAUAUGACUCUUUAUAAGGAUGUGUGUCUUGCAACUGAACCUUCAACUAAGAAGCCAGAUUUGUUCUCUUGGUUUCCCAUGUUUUUCCCAUUAAGGAUGCCAAUUCGUGUGGAUCGUGGCUCUAUUCUUGAAGUUCAUUUCUGGCGCUGUGUUGAUUCUAGAAAGGUUGGCUUUUUAUUUUUAUUUUUACAUUUCAUGUUACUGAUUUGGAUUGCUUUAUGUAAUCUGAAACAGGUUUGGUAUGAGUGGUGUGUUACAUCUCCUUCUUCAUCUCCAAUUCACAAUUGUAAUGGCCGCUCUUGUUGGAUGGAUCUUUAAUAAUAACGCAAAUGAUAUUUCAAAAACAAAGGCUGUGUUUACUUUAGUGUUUUUUGUUUUCAAUUUCACUGAUAGUAAAUACAUUUGAGAAGACACUAUUGAAAGUUUUUGAAGCAUGCA